GCGGGCGGGAGAGUGGAGGCAAUGCGGCGCACCGGGGGCGUAGGAGGCUCUCCGGGUGCCCCGCCCCGCGCUUGCCUUGGCCGUAGCAUCCGGCGGGAAGGUGGUGCUAGUGCCCUCAAUCUCGGCCCCAGCUCCGGCUCGGAGGCCGCUAUUGCCAUGCCUCGGGGCCGGCGGCGGGAACGUGGCGGCGGCGGCGGCGGCAGUGGGGGCAAGCAGCUUCUGCUGAGCAGAUUCUUCGGAGCGGUGGGCAGCGGCGGGGAGCAGGGCGCUGCCAGGCAGACGGCAUCUGAAUUUGUCACAAAAAGGAGAACAUCCCCUGAAAGCAAUGAACCCUGUGAAAAGAAGCCACGACAAAUUACUCUAGAAGACAUCUCUAACUCUCUGAAGACUCAGGAUGAAGAAGAACCUCAGAAGUGUGAAAAGCCCCGUAUAUGUUUGCAAACUCUAGAGAGACUGAGAGAAUUCUGCAAUGACUCAGAUCAGCCCUGUAACAGAGGCCGAGAGGAUAGUUCUUGGGAGAAAGAUUCUCAGAGUUUCAAAAAAUGUCCCAGUAUUACUGGGAGAAGUUCAGAAUUGAAGAGCCUUCUUCAGUCCUGCAACACGGGCGUAAAGGUUGCUCAGAAGGAGGAGUUGCACUGUGAUCUUAGUCAGUUUUCUGCGUCUCUUAAGCCUUAUGGAAAUGCUCAAAAUACUUCAGAUAUAACUCUUAAUAAGAGAACUAAAAGCAUUUACACUCCACUAGAACUUCAAUUUAUAGAAAUGAAGAAACAGUAUAAAGAUGCCAUUUUGUGUGUGGAAUGUGGCUACAAAUACCGCUUUUUUGGAGAAGAUGCAGAGAUUGCAGCCAAAGAACUGAAUAUUUAUUGUCAUCAGGAUCAUAACUUCAUGACUGCCAGCAUACCAACCCACAGACUGUUUGUCCAUGUGCGACGCCUUGUAGCUAAAGGAUAUAAGGUUGGAGUAGUAAAGCAAAUGGAAACUGCAGCCCUGAAGGCUGCUGGAGAAAAUAAAAGCUCUCUCUUCAGCCGGAAACUGACUGCUCUCUACACAAAGUCGACCCUUAUUGGAGAAGAUGUGAACCCUUUGCUGAAGCUAGAUGAACCUGUAGAUAUUGAGGAGACAACAGCAGAUGUCCCUGAUAACUACCUCCUUUGUAUCUGUGAAAAUGGGGAAAACUUAAAAGACAGGAAAAAAGGUGACGUUGUUAUAGGCAUUAUGGCAAUUCAGCCAACUACUGGAGAAGUAAUUUUUGACAGUUUCCGGGACUCUGCAUCUCGUUUGGAAUUAGAGAGUCGGGUUUUGCGCCUGCAGCCAGUUGAAAUAAUACUUCCACCUAGCUUGUCAGAUCAAUCUGAGAAGCUCAUUAACAGUAUAACUUCCAUGAGGUUACGCGAUGAUAGAAUUAGGAUAGAAAGGAUGGAAAACUUCCACUUUGAAUACAGCCAUGCUUUCCAGCUGAUUACUGAUUUUUAUGCAAAAGAAGUGCCUGAUAGUACAGGUCCUCAAAAAUUAUCUGUAAUACUGAGCUUGGAUAAGCCUGUUAUUUGCUCUCUGUCAGCAGUAAUUGCAUACCUCAAAGAAUUUAAUUUGGAGAGGAUGCUUUACAGUCCAAGCAGUUUCAAACAGUUGUCAAAUGAAGCUGAGUACAUGACAAUUAAUGGGACAACAAUGAAAAAUCUGGAAAUUUUACAGAAUCAGACUGAUAUGAAAACAAAAGGAAGUUUGCUCUGGGUCUUGGAUCAUACUAAAACUUCCUUUGGACGUCGAAGAUUGAAGAAAUGGGUAACCCAGCCUCUCAUGAAAUCCAGUGAAAUAAAUGCCCGGCUUGAUGCUGUGUCUGAAAUCCUGCAAUCGGAAUCCAAUGUGCUUGGUCAGAUUCAAAAUCUUCUUUCUAAGCUGCCAGAUAUAGAAAGAGGCCUCUGCAGUGUUUUUCACAAAAAGUGCUCAACACAAGAGUUCUUCUUGAUAGUCAGCACCCUGUCUCGCCUGAACUUGGAAAUUCAAGCUCUCAUUCCAGUAAUACAUUCUCAUGUGAAAACUCCUCUACUACAAAAUGCACUACUAGAAAUUCCAGAACUCCUCUCCCCAGUGAAAUAUUAUUUAAAGAUCCUUAAUGAAGAAGCAGCCAAGACUGGAGAUAAAACUCAGUUGUUCAAGGACCUUACAGACUUCCCUGUCAUCAGAAAGAAAAAGGAAGAGAUCCUGGAUGUGCUUUCUAAAAUCCAAUUGCAUUUGCCAGAUAUUCGUAAGCAGAUUAAGAAACCUUCUGCAGAGUAUGUAACAGUUUCUGGUCAUGAGUUUUUAAUAGAAGUCAAGAACUGCCAGAAGUCAUGUGUGCCCUCUGACUGGGUUAUGAUUAGCAGCACAAAAGCUGUCAGCCGUUUCCACUCUCCUUUUAUUAUAGAAAAUUACAGACAUCUGAAUCAGCUCCGGGAGCAGCUAGUCCUUGACUGCAAUGCUGAAUGGCUAAAUUUUUUAGACCAUUUUAGUGAACAUUACCACCCUGUGUCUAAAGCGAUUGGUCACCUAGCAACUGUUGACUGUCUGUUCUCAUUGGCCCAGGUGGCUAAACAAGGAGACUACUGCAGACCAACUGUGCGAGAUAAUUGUCGAGAAAUAGUUAUAAAAAAUGGGAGGCACCCUGUGAUUGAUGUGCUACUGGGAGAACAGGAUCAGUAUGUUCCAAAUACCACUAACAUUUCAGGAGAUGGUGAAAGGGUCAUGAUAAUAACUGGACCAAACAUGGGAGGAAAGAGCUCCUAUAUAAAGCAGGUUGCACUGAUCACAGUCAUGGCGCAGAUUGGCUCAUAUGUUCCUGCAGAGGAGACAACAAUUGGUGUUGUGGAUGGUAUUUUUACCAGAAUGGGUGCAGCAGACAACAUUUACAAAGGCCGAAGUACUUUUAUGGAAGAACUGACAGACACCGCUGAGAUAAUAAGAAAAGCAACUUCAAGAUCACUAGUGAUUUUGGAUGAAUUAGGAAGAGGAACUAGCACACACGAUGGGAUUGCUAUUGCUUAUGCUACACUUGAGCAUUUUAUUGAAGAUGUGCAGUCACUGACACUGUUUGUCACUCACUAUCCCUCUGUUUGUGAGCUAGAGAACGUGUAUCCAGAAAAAGUUGGUAAUUACCAUAUGGCUUUCUUGGUGAAUGAGGAGGAAAGUGCUGAACUAAAAGAUUCUGAAGGAGAAGAGAAUCCUGAAUUUAUCACCUUUCUUUAUCAAAUAACAAAAGGAGUGUCUGCAAGGAGUUAUGGGCUAAAUGUUGCCAAACUGGCAGAUAUUCCUGAAGAAAUCUUGAAGAAGGCAGCUCACAAAUCAAAGGAGAUGGAGACAGUGGUGAAUAUGAAAAGAAAAGAGCUGAAGUCCUUUGCUGAAGUAUGGGAGAUAAACGAUUCUCAGGAACUGCAAAAAUGGAAAAGUAUGUGUGAACCUGAAGAUGAAAGAAAGGACAGUUUUUAAUCCUGAAAUCGUGCUUAAACAUAGGAAAUACUGGGGAUAUAAAAAUAUAGGUCUGGAAACGAAUAGAUUCUAUCAAGGUGUACUUCUUCUAGGAGCGUUAAGUUGACUUUUGAUGUUUGAGAGAUAUGAGAUGCUGCAUUGUGAUACAAUAUCCUACAUCAAAUUCCUGACUCUGUGCAAUUUCCACCCCCCCUACUUUGCUCCCCUGAAAUGUUUUCUACCCUUUUCCUUAAUUGCAGUGUUGCUGGCAUCAGAUUUAGUUUCUUUAGAAAACAAGAAAUUAUGUUGGUAAAUUAUGAGGUAACUCUUUUAUAAAUAAAAUGAUGUCUUUUACCUUUAUAGUACUUCAGUUUCUCAAGACAUAUUCCUCUGCAUUGGGAGAAUGUAGCUGAGUUGUGACUAUGUUAUGCUGCUAUGUAACUGGUUAAGAAUGAACUCCACAGAAAGACUUUUCAUUUUGUUCUAGUAUAAAUGCAUUUAAAAUUCACUGGUUUUGUAGAACACUCCCUAAAUUUUAUAUGCACAAUGAAUUUAAGAAAGUCUGUGUUAUGUGACUGGAUUGGGAGAGUUUUAUUUCUGCUGUUGGGAUUGAUGAUGGUGCAGUUAGUAGUUUUCUAAACAGCAGCACGAAACACA
Molecule: messenger RNA, 4098 nt
Organism: Pogoniulus pusillus (Red-fronted tinkerbird)
Lineage: Eukaryota; Metazoa; Chordata; Aves; Piciformes; Lybiidae
Gene: MSH3
Product: mutS homolog 3
Exons: 24
Coding region: 22-3462 (1146 amino acids)
Biological process (GO): mismatch repair; somatic recombination of immunoglobulin gene segments; mitotic recombination
Cellular component (GO): nucleus
Molecular function (GO): mismatched DNA binding; ATP binding; ATP-dependent DNA damage sensor activity
Source: RefSeq, a predicted model, not a curated record